AUCAGAUCUCGACAGUGAACGGUGCGCGAGCAGUCGCGGUGUGGCUAUGUUGUGAAGGUUGUGUGUGUGUUUUUUAUUUCGAUUAAUAUUUAUUUACUUUUCUUGUUCCAAUGUGUGGCUCGAGCCGCGUGUACGUGGUUGGCUUUGGCGAUAGAUGUGAUAAGUAAUCGAUUGGUUCGAAUGAUUCGUUUUGUUUUGUAAAGUUUCUGUUUUACAUGCACCCGUAUAAAGUGAAAACAAACGUGUACGAAUGUGAUGAAGUUAUGGAGUAAGUCGACUCCAUUUCUAGUGACCGUGUAAACGUCCAACAAGUGUCCCCACCGUAAUAUCGUGCUAAUCGGUAGAUAUUCGUACGUUUGUGUAAUAAAUAGUGUAGCUUUUUUUGCAUUUACUGGGUACGGUUUGCAACAAUCCAGUUUCACCGAGAAAAACGGCAACGGCCAACAGACAGACCGCUCAUUAGCUCGGGGUCAGAUAGCGUUCAAAGGGAAAGCAACAGCAGCAGCAGCACCAACAAUCACAUUGGUAACAGCAAAGCAAGUGCCUCUAAAUCCCAGCGAGCAGCUGGACAAGUUCAGUUGUGAAAAGUGUUCCUGGUUAAGAUGAAAUAGUGAUCGAAGUUUAGAAAGCACCAACGAGCACAUCGACAGGCACGACAUUUUAGAAACCAAUCAUCACCAUGUUUAAGCUACUCGGAGGAUUGAAACAGUACUUCAAAUGGCAAGACAUCCAGACGGAUAAUAUCGUGUUCCGGCUUCACAACACCUUCACCACCGCACUACUACUCGCGUGCAGUUUGAUUAUAACCGCCACACAGUAUGUGGGCAACCCGAUCAGCUGCAUCGUUGGCGGUGUUCCACCGCAUGUCGUCAACACGUUUUGCUGGAUCGCUAGUACCUUCACAAUGCCGGAUGCGUUCCGCAGACAGGUUGGACGUGAAGUAGCACAUCCCGGUAUUGCGAACGAUUUUGAUGACGAAGAUGCGAAGAAAUAUUACACCUACUAUCAGUGGGUCUGUUUCGUGCUGUUCUUCCAGGCUAUCGCUUGUUACACUCCUAAGUUCAUCUGGGACGCUGUGGAAGGAGGUUUGAUGCGAAUGAUUGUGAUGGGACUCAACCGAGGUGCAUGCAAGGAGCAGGAGAAGUGUGCCAAGAAGCAGGUACUGCUCGACUACCUGUUGACUCACCUAAAGCGACACAAGAUCUACGCAAUACGCUACUGGGUCUGCGAAGCACUGUGUUUCGUCAACAUAAUUGUACAGCUGUGGUUGAUGAAUCGAUUCUUCAACGGUGAGUUCCUUUCGUACGGAUGGGACGUUUUGCAAUACUCGGACCAGCCACAGGAGCAACGGGCCGAUCCGAUGGUGUUUGUGUUCCCACGUGUCACCAAAUGUAACUUCUACAAGUAUGGUGCGUCCGGAUCGAUUCAAAAGCACGACGCCAUGUGCAUUUUACCGCUGAACAUCGUUAACGAAAAGACGUACAUCUUUAUCUGGUUUUGGUUUAUCAUCUUAGCCACCUUUUUGGCGGGACUGAUCAUAUACAGAACUGUCAUCAUUUGUGUGCCUUCGGUGCGAUCGAAGCUGCUGAACGCACGAAACCGCAUGGUGCCUCGUGCUGUCGCGAAAACCAUUUCUGCGCACCUGGAUCUUGGGGACUGGUGGAUCGUGUAUAUGCUCGCUCGAAAUCUCGAUCCAAUCAUAUUUAAGGACGUUGCAACGGAGCUCGCGAAACGUAUCGAGUUGAACGAUGCGGACGAAAAUGAUCAGAACGAAAAGAAGCGAAUGCACUAGAGAAUUGUUUCCACAACCACAAUUCACACAUUUCCAAUAAUCAACUUGCACAAAAAGUAUAAACUAUGAAAAGCUGCCACACCGUGAGAGAACUAACGAAAGACAUUAAACAUUAGGCCUUCUAUUUCAAAGAAUCUAUCUCGCUGUAGUUUCGAAUAUUUGUUCCAAGACAAUGAAUCCAGGUUUCCUUGUGUGCCACACGUGCGAAGAAGUUUGUUUAAUGCACGUCAAAUGAUCGACACUGCUCGACUUUUGUUUUAGGAGAACAGAUUGUAACAGUUAUUAUUGUUUUUAAUCAAAUCGAAUCUAUAUAUUUAUACUUGAGUUAGCGAUAUAAACUAAAUAAUAAGUAUCAACACUUGCUCGCGUAUCGCAACGCGUUUUUAAGAGGGAUAGUGUGGUAGAAGAUGAUAGAAUUAGUACCGCGCGCACACACCCGGAGGCAUGCAACUAUCCAAACAACGUGAUUUCCCCUCACUUCCUAUUUUCUCACUCGGACCAUAGCGAAGAUUUUAGAUUAUGUGUUGUAAGGCAAAAAAGACAAUCAAUAAAAUGCACAAGCUAUAAGCACAAA
Messenger RNA from Anopheles moucheti, 2366 nucleotides. It is a transcript of the gene ogre, whose product is annotated as innexin inx1. The record is from RefSeq and is a predicted model, not a curated record. The transcript is spliced from 5 exons. Bases 680 to 1792 code for a protein of 370 amino acids. Gene Ontology annotation, molecular function: gap junction channel activity. NCBI's taxonomy places the organism in Eukaryota, Metazoa, Arthropoda, Insecta, Diptera, Culicidae. Gene Ontology annotation, cellular component: gap junction; plasma membrane.